Suillus subalutaceus is the source of this 1208-nucleotide messenger RNA. RefSeq names its product isoprenoid synthase domain-containing protein. The coding region runs from base 70 to 1113 and encodes 347 amino acids. NCBI's taxonomy places the organism in Eukaryota, Fungi, Basidiomycota, Agaricomycetes, Boletales, Suillaceae. The transcript is spliced from 4 exons. The record is from RefSeq and is a predicted model, not a curated record.
AUUCAGAGCCCUUGUCUCAUAACUCGCAUCUCCCAUUUCUCCGUUCACAACACGAGUCCAACAACACCCAUGGCUUCUACCACAACCUGCACCGUCACUUUUUCUGACUCCGAACCCACAGAGUUCAUUAUACCUGACUUCUUCAGUGAUUUCCCUUAUCCAAUGCGACUGAACCCUCACUGUUAUCCGGUAUCUCGGGCUUCUGAUCAAUGGCUUUGUAGCGAAGGCCAUCUAGUAGAGCCCAAGACUACCAUAUAUACGGUCUUGCGCGCAGGUUACCUCGCUUCAGCUACUUACCCUGAUGCGGAUGCUUUCCAUCUCAGGGUCUGCGCGGACUGGCUGGGCUGGUCGUUCAUAGUAGACGACUGGCUCGAGUUCGAGAGGUUCGAUGUCAAUGAUGCGUGGGGAAUACGCGAUAGCUGCAUGUCUGCGUUCCGCGAUCCCGUCAACUUCCAGACAGAAAGAUAUAGUGCAAAGAUGUGCAAAUCAUUCGUCUCUCGAUUUAAGGAGACUAGCGGUCCUGGCUGCGCAAAGCGCUUUAUCGAAUCCAAUGACGUGUGGUUUAUCCUUGCGGCAAAGGAGAUGGACAACCGCCUCAAGGGACAUGUCAAUAAUGUCGAAUCUUACAUUGAAAUGAGGCGUAUAUUGAGCGGCCUCAAGCCUUCCUUUGCCCUUAUCGAAUUCGCCGGUCAGAUUGAUCUUCCUGACGAAGUGGUCUCGCAUCCGGUCAUCAUGGCCCUGGAGGAGGCUGCCAUUGACUGGGUUGCUUGGUCAAAUGAUAUUUUCUCCUAUAACGUAGAGCAGGCUCGCCAUAGCACAAGCAAUUUAGUUGUGCUGGUUAUGAUGCAUCAAGGUCUCGACCUGCAAGGUGCUGUUGACUACUGCGGCCGGCUAUGCAAGACCUCCAUCCAGCGCUUUGAAGAACACCGUGCUAUCCUCCCCUCCUGGGGAGAAGAAGUCGACAAAGAGGUGGCUAUCUACGUCCAAGGACUGCAAAACUGGAUGUCCGGUUCGCUGCAAUGGUCCUUCGAGAACGCCCGCUAUUUCGGGAAGGAUGCGCACGUUGUCAAGCGGGACAGGACCGUCAAGCUGCUUCCCAAGCGGCCCUUGUGAAAUCCAUAGCUAUUAUUCUAUAAAGCUACAUCAUUAUUCAUGUCUUGCUAUGUGUCAAGCUGCCUACCGAAUGCGCAUUAUGUUUUGCCUUUCUU